Molecule: messenger RNA, 1368 nt
Organism: Penicillium coprophilum
Lineage: Eukaryota; Fungi; Ascomycota; Eurotiomycetes; Eurotiales; Aspergillaceae
Exons: 3
Coding region: 1-1368 (455 amino acids)
Biological process (GO): lipid metabolic process
Molecular function (GO): phosphoric diester hydrolase activity
Source: RefSeq, a predicted model, not a curated record
AUGAGGUGGCCUACAGUUCUUUUCGCCUUGCUGGCCGUUGCAGUGGCCAAGGAGACGACCACCGAAACUACCGAAUCCGCUACCCAGUCAGGCAAGACCACCACCGAUGAACCUAUAGUUGUGUCGGUCACAACUCCAGUGGCCCUUCCAUCGGGUAGCUACCUAGACCCCAGUACAACCAUCACUCUGAGUGAUGGCGAUAAGUCGGUGGUUCCAUCGGCUACCCAUCACAAUGGGACAAUGACUGCCUCCAACCAGACGGUUAUCACCACAACAUCCGACUCCUUGACUUUACUGGUGGGCGGCGGAGGCACUACGGUGAUCGGAAACAUGAGCAUGAACGCGACGGCGACUACGACUGGUACAGCGACGAAGGUGCCUGUGGUUAAUAAACAGCCCUGCAACAACUACCCCGAGUUCUGUGUCAGAAAAUAUUCCAACAUUACCAUGAUCGCAGCGCACAACAGCCCGUUCGUGCGAAAGAACAACGUCGCCGCCAAUCAGGUGCUGGAUGUAACAACACAAUUGAAUGACGGAAUCCGCACACUGCAAUUCCAAACUCACUAUGAGAAUGGCACAAUGUUCCUAUGCCAUACUAGCUGCCAAUUGCUCGGCGUCGGCACCCUCGAAGCAUACCUGACGGAGGUCAACAAGUGGAUGCGGAAGAACCCAUAUGACGUGGUGACCUUUAUCAUCGGCAACUUCGACUAUGUCAAGCCCGACAAGUUCAUUGACCCAAUCUACAACGCUGGACUAAAGGACCUCAUCUACACCCCCACCAAGGUCCCCAUGGCUCUAAAUGACUGGCCCACGCUCUCAGAAAUGAUCCUCAAGCAGAAGCGCGCAGUCUUCUUCAUGGACUACGAAGCUAACCAGACCGCCUAUCCAUGGCUGAUGGAUGAGUUUUCGCAGGUGUGGGAGACACCCUUCUCACCGACAGACCCCAAGUUCCCCUGCACGCAGCAACGCCCACCGGGCCUGUCCAAGGCAGCCGCCAAGAAUCGCAUGUACAUGGCCAACCACAAUCUGAAUUUACAGUUGAACCUCGGCUCUCUUAGCAUGUUGAUCCCCAAUACUGCUGAGAUCAACGAGACCAAUGCUGUGAAUGGCAGUGGUAGUCUGGGUGAAAUGGCCAAGGAAUGUAACAAAACCUGGGGCCGUCCACCCAACUUCCUUCUGGUUGAUUACUAUAACUACGGCAAUUUCAACGGCUCGGUCUUCGAGGUCGCUGCCGAGAUGAAUAAUGUCACUUACAACCGUAAAUGCUGUGGCCAGACCUCUGGCGCGCUGCGCGAGAUUUCUGUCGCCGGUAUGUCGACGGUGCUUCUGGUGGCAGUGGGAGUGCAGAUUAUGAUGUCUGCGUUUUGA